Priapulus caudatus is the source of this 998-nucleotide messenger RNA. Its product is annotated as alcohol dehydrogenase class-3-like. The record is from RefSeq and is a predicted model, not a curated record. The transcript has 9 exons. Gene Ontology annotation, cellular component: cytosol. Gene Ontology annotation, biological process: formaldehyde catabolic process. Lineage: Eukaryota; Metazoa; Priapulida; Priapulimorpha; Priapulimorphida; Priapulidae. The coding region runs from base 141 to 998 and encodes 285 amino acids. Gene Ontology annotation, molecular function: zinc ion binding; S-(hydroxymethyl)glutathione dehydrogenase [NAD(P)+] activity.
AUAGAGGGCGUGAGGCGUGUUCCCAUCUGUAACAGUCGAGUAUUUUAGUUUGCUCCUCUACUAAUUUUAGUUGAUUUUAGAGACAUUCUCGCACACUAAAUUGCUACAGUAACUCCUAAUUUUACCAAGAACUCACCAAGAUGUCUGAAACGGCCGGGAAGGUGAUAACGUGCCGCGCCGCCGUCGCGUGGGCAGAGAAGCAGCCGCUUUCCAUCGAAACCAUCCAGGUGGCGCCACCGCAAGCCGGGGAAGUCAGAGUGAAGAUCGUUGCGACCGGCAUCUGCCACACGGACGCGCACACGCUGGGAGGUCACGACUCCGAGGGAAAGUUCCCCGUUGUUCUCGGACACGAGGGAGCCGGGAUCGUCGAGAGCGUCGGGGAAGGAGUCGCCAACGUGAAGCCUGGCGACCACGUGAUUCCGCUGUACAUACCACAAUGCUACGAGUGUGAGUACUGCAAAAACCCGAAAACCAACCUCUGCCAGAAGAUCAGGUUCAUCAACGACAAAGCUCCGAUGGACAAGGUCUGCCUUCUCGGCUGUGGCAUCACGACUGGCUACGGUGCUGCCAUCAACACCGCCAAGGUGGAGCCAGGGUCUACGUGCGGCGUGUGGGGGUUGGGAGGCGUGGGCCUGGCCGUCGUCAUGGGUUGCAAGGCUGCGGGAGCGACACGCAUCAUAGGCGUCGACGUAAAUUCGGACAAGUUCGAAACCGCGAGAUCGUUUGGCGCGACGGAUUGUGUGAACCCCAAGGACCACGGCGACACGCCGAUACAAAAGGUGAUCAUGGAAAUGACAAACGGCGGCUGCGACUACACGUUUGAAGCCAUCGGCAACUCUGCAACGAUGAGGGCAGCACUGGAGUCUUGCCACAAGGGAUGGGGAGAGUCGGUUAUCAUCGGUCUCUCUCCUACCGACAUAUCCACGCAUCCAUCCCAACUCAUCACUGGUAGAGUGUGGAAGGGCACAGCGUUUGGAGAGGGCAGCACAGAUCAGUAA